Molecule: messenger RNA, 278 nt
Organism: Passer montanus (Eurasian tree sparrow)
Lineage: Eukaryota; Metazoa; Chordata; Aves; Passeriformes; Passeridae
Product: nuclear factor 1 X-type-like
Exons: 2
Biological process (GO): regulation of DNA-templated transcription
Cellular component (GO): nucleus
Molecular function (GO): DNA-binding transcription factor activity
Source: RefSeq, a predicted model, not a curated record
GCCACCUGACCUUCCAGGACUGCUUUGUCACCUCGGGGGUCUGGAACGUGACGGAGCUGGUGAGGGUGUCCCAGAACCCUGUCCCCAGAGGUGACACCCUGACCCCGAGGGUCACACCCUGUCCCCGCAGCGGCCCCAAGCGCCCCAAGGCGCUGGACGAGGCUGACCUGGAGGCUCCGGGGGACGAGGUGUUCUACCCCGGGCCGGGCCGGUCCCCCGCCCCCGGCAGCAGCCAGGGCCCCUGGGGGGGCGACGUUGACACCGGUGGGUGACACACG